AUGACAACAUAUUAUCAGUACGGAAUGGAGGGGCUGAUUACGGCUUCCACAGUAGAUCCCGUCUCCCAAUACGCACAUGAAUACCUUGGACAUGACAUGAUCGAGUGUGAAGGAGACAUAGUUGGAACCUUUCUCGCUCGUCGUCGUGCGAUAGUUUACCCCGCAUAUGCCUCCCAGCAGGCAGAUCAUCUCCAAGUACCUACGUUACAGGGCCAAGGACAACAAUGCGGCGGUGGCGGGGUCCCUGAUCGAUCCCAUCAAGACUGCGGGUUUGGAGAAGGCUAUGACUCACCGAAUUAUGCAGGAAACUCUAAAUUUGACUACCCAAGAAUCAUGAGCCAUGUCGAUUGGACGAGAUGCUCAGGUUCAGAGCGCCAAUAUCCCGAUCCGGAACAUAUCCGCCACUUUCACACGCUGCAUAGCUUGCUACCAUACAUUCAGCCAGAACGCAAACUUAACUCACUGGACGGACCAGUAAUGGAGAUUGUCGAACAAGAUACCGGCUUCACCUUCGCAUACUCAGUUCCGAAGAAGUUGCUUGUUCUGUUUCUUGGCCGGCAGAUAGUCAUGAAGUUCAUGAAGACCGUCGAGCGCCAGGAUAACGAGAACUGGCGCGGUCCUCCCAUAUGCCAGGAGCUACAUCUGCCGCGAGGCCAAACUAGCAAAAUUGCGAUCAAGAUCAUAGUAUCGUGGAUGUUACGAGCCUGCAAGUAUCACACUAUGGAAAUCAUGAAGACUGUUCAGAUACCGAAAAAUACGUUCGCUGCUUGUUCUUUGGCUCAAACAAUGACUCUCUUGGGUCUCCACAAAGACGCCUCACGAGUAGACAUGUACAUCUCGCAGAAUCAUUUCGUUAAGCCCAUUUUCGCCGUGGAGUUAGAAACACUGUGGAAUUGCCUAGGAGAGCACAAUAGAUACGUCUACGCAGCUAUAAAGGUGGUUGGGAAGCGGCUCCAAGCAUACGACAAUGGCCAAUCUCGAGAGCUACCGGAUGCCGAUAAGAUGCUUGCCUUGUUAGAAAAGGAUUUGAGUCUCAACGCUCGGGUGCGUGAUCCAGAGCUCAACGAGAGGUACCAGCCGGUGUUCGGUACUGAAUGGAUGAAGAGGCUUGGUAACAUAGUUUCCACGAACGAAUCUGCCGAGGACCUGAAUGGGAUUAACAAAAUUGAGAUCCCCCGACAGAUGGGCAAGGGCACACAGUUGGCCAAUUCUCAAAAUAACAUCCUGCCAAACACCACACCAAAGACCAACCACAGGGUAGGUGUUCUGGGCAUUGUUUCGGAAACCAAUCUUUCAACGUAUGAUGGUUUAAGCACCAAUAGGAAGGAGAAUCGCAAAGAAAUGGGGUGGUAG
Molecule: messenger RNA, 1353 nt
Organism: Cucurbitaria berberidis CBS 394.84
Lineage: Eukaryota; Fungi; Ascomycota; Dothideomycetes; Pleosporales; Cucurbitariaceae
Exons: 1
Coding region: 1-1353 (450 amino acids)
Source: RefSeq, a predicted model, not a curated record